Molecule: messenger RNA, 1593 nt
Organism: Drosophila ficusphila
Lineage: Eukaryota; Metazoa; Arthropoda; Insecta; Diptera; Drosophilidae
Product: protein FAM114A2
Exons: 2
Coding region: 58-1455 (465 amino acids)
Source: RefSeq, a predicted model, not a curated record
CUGGCGCUUGGAGUAAACUCUAAAUUUCUACGUGGAUCAGAAAGUCCAAGACAAAUAAUGGCAAAUAACCCAAAAAAGGAGGAAGAUGGUGCCAAUGACUGGGAUCAAAGUGACGAGGACGACAAUUGGGACGACUGGGGCGACGACGAGGACAAGUUCGUCCACGUGGAGAAGGAACAGCAGCAGGAUGAGAAACCCCCAACCAAAAACGACGCAAAAACGGCAGAGAAAAAUCUGGAGAAACCGGAAACUCCAGAAGUUACCCCAACCACAGCCACGACAUCUUCUUCGUGGGGUCUGUGGGGCGGAAAACUUAGUUCUGUGCUAAGCACUGCCACCGAAGGGUUGGGCACCAUAACCACGCAAGUGAAUCAGGGUCUUAAUCAAAUCAUAGGAGUGCCCGAUCCCGAGGAGCUGGCUCGCAUGAAUGUAGCUGAAAAGGCAGAAAAAGCUGCCAAGGAGCCAAUAGAGAAAAAGGAUAAAGAACCAGAGGAACCCAUGGAAGAUGAGAGCAAAUCUGCGCAACCCUUUGGACUGGGUUUCGUUUCCAAUUUGGGAUCCAAGGUCCUCAACACAGGACUUGACACUCUCGAGGGUAUUGGCAAGAAGACCAUGACCAUUCUGCAGGACAACGAUCCCAAGCUGAUGAACAAGAGGAAACUCCUCGGCCUGGAGACCAACUCACCCAAUUUAAGUGCCGUGCUACUUGAAGCAAAAAAAGAUGCCGACCAAAUGGAGCAAUCCCUGCACCAAUUGCAGUUGGAGAAACAGAAGGCCCAGUUGUGCUUCGAUGUCCUUUUCGAGCAUUACUGCGGCCUGGUGCAUUUCGAGGCCCUCGAAAUCCUAUCCAAGGAAUCGCGCCUCAAGUUGGAUACCCUUUUGGAUGCAGUUAGUGGUAAUGCUCUGGCCGAACUCCAGGAGACCAUCAACGAAGUCAAAGAGCUGCUCGACUUGGAGGAUCUGGAUGUGGAGAGCGAAGGCGACUACGAGCCGCAGGAGCUGAGCGAGCGACUGUCGGACACCAUUAAAGAUGCCGAGCUGGGUAUUCAAUUCGAAGAAAUAGCCAAGCAUUGGACGCAGUCCCUCGAAUGGCUGAACUCCGAGGAGGCCACCUCCGGCGAUCUGGAUCAAGCCUAUGCCAAGAGCAUCCACGCUUUGAGCGAAGCGUGCGCUCUGGAAAUGUGCAAACUACACAAAAUUGCCGAGCUGCUGCUCGUAAAACCACAUCACAGCACCGCCAACGAAGUGGAUGGCGUGGUCAAUCUCUGCCAGCAAUUUAAUGGGCACCUCCAAGGACUUAGCCACCGAUUUGCCGCCGUUCUGAGCGGCAAACCGGAACCGGCUGAAGCCAAAGCCAGAGUCAGCACAUUCUUCUCCGAAAUGCUUUCUGCCGUUCAAUUUAUUGAAAAGGCAUACAAACUUUUCACGCCCAUUUUGCAAAUGGGAGCUGUCUAGGCGGAUGAUUUUAUUAUAAUUGUUGUACUUGCUAUUUUUACGAUUACUCGGUUUAUGUCCUCAACACUCUUGUUUUCCAUAUAUAUGUAUACAAAGUAUAAAUGAUUGCGAUGAAAAUGCUUGUGAUAACAUUCCAGA